AUGAAGAGCUAUGUCAAUAUCAUUUUCUUAGUGAUAAUUAACAGAACAAGCAGCAUUUUUAUUAUAUUCAAACUAAAAGUUUUUUCUAUCUUGUUUAAUUAGGUUAUAUACAAUAUUUAAAUAUUACUCUCUCAUCUCGAAUCCAUUAUUAAUAACUCAUCAUAUUAAUUACUUAUCAUAAAUAAAAUUAAAAUUUACAACUAUCAUGUUUUUCCUUCAACCUUAAUAAGAGAAAUAGUAAGCAACUAGAGAAUUCAGAAGCAAGCAAUUGAAAGAAGUGUUCAAAGCAGCCAUUUUAUUUGGAGUAUUAAAAUUAGCAGCAAUUACAUUCAAACCUAAGAAGGCAUGAUCAUACAUUUAUUUUACAAAAUAUCAAAAAAGUCACUCUUAAAAAUCUAAACUUUCAGCGCUUUUAGGUUUUGA
Molecule: messenger RNA, 423 nt
Organism: Paramecium octaurelia
Lineage: Eukaryota; Ciliophora; Oligohymenophorea; Peniculida; Parameciidae
Source: the annotation of a GenBank genome assembly